This is a messenger RNA of Solea solea (common sole), 4026 nucleotides long. It is a transcript of the gene cep85, whose product is annotated as centrosomal protein 85. The record is from RefSeq and is a predicted model, not a curated record. The transcript has 14 exons. Lineage: Eukaryota; Metazoa; Chordata; Actinopteri; Pleuronectiformes; Soleidae. Bases 159 to 2558 code for a protein of 799 amino acids. Gene Ontology annotation, cellular component: centrosome.
CGUUGUCUACCAGUGCAGUCGGAGGAUCAGUAAGCUAGCGGAACAACAGGAGCAGCAACGGAUGGUACUGAUUCGGCGCCAGUUACCAGCCUGACACUGAGAUUUGUGACUACGUUUUGAGUUUGGGUGACACUUGAGGUGACAUUGCUUUGUAUGGAAUGACAACCUCACAGAGAUAUAUUGAAUCCAAACUUGCAGCUCGGUUUGCUGACAUGGAGUGGCAAACACCAGCUGUGUCAGAGAAGUUCCAAAGCCGCUUUGGCCGUCGGCCUGGGACAUCGGACAGUGGGGACACGGGUCUUGGCACUUCAGCAUCUGACAGCACAGAAGAUUUCUGCAGUUCUAGCAGCAGCCCCUCUUUCCAACCCAUUCGCAGUCAGAUCCCCAUUCCCACUGCACAUGUCAUGCCAUCCACGGCCGGAUCCCCGGCCUCUAAGCCCCAGUCUUGCAUCCAGGAAGAUUGCCUGUCCUCACUUGAGGGUCAUAGAUCUUCCUCUGGCUCUAGGACUCCAAGUGGCUCCACCUCAAAAUCUUCAUCUCUUUCCAAGUCAGCAUCAUCACCCAACUUGGACGCUCAGGACGGUGUGGGAAGCGAUCCCGCCAGGCCAAAGCCAGACUGCUUGAGCCGAUACCGCAGCCUUGUCAAUGGGCUGGACCACUCGCUUUUCCCCUCUGACCACACACGGCUGGAUGAGGGCCAGAGGUUUGACACUCCUGCUGUUGAACCGACUCUAAAUCAGUCAGCCCUGUUGGGGGGGUUAUGCCCUGAUGCCAGACUCCGAUUACAGAUGAGCGGGUACAGAGACGGCCCAGACUGUGUGUCUGAGGCCUACAGAGGAGGCAUGGAGCACAGCUACAAAGUUCUUCCUGAAGCUAGGCCCGGGGUUCCCGGCCUGGCAGAAGCCUCUAAUCAGAGGGGCAGUCAGCCUGGUGCAGCUGGCCCUGCUGGAGUUUAUGCAAGCCCUCUCAGCCUGCAGACACAGGCUCUGCUGAGGGAGCACACAGGCUCCAAGGGUUAUGAGCCACUGCGGCAGGACAGAUGUAGUGACCUGUCCAGCUGGCAGCAACAACAGCAACAUAAGCAGCAACUGGAGAGUUUACGCCUGCAAGUGGAACAAAUGCAGUUAAUGAGUGCUGGAGUGGGUCAGCACCCAUCGCUGUACUCGAACCCCGUUCACUCCGAGUCUGGCAAAUGGGACGCUCUGGUGAAAGCCAGUGAGAGUCUGUUAAAGGAGAAGGAGCUAAUCAUCGAGAGACAAAAGCAGCAUAUGGCUCAGUUGGAGCAGCGCCUGAGGGAAAGCGAGCUACAGGUCCAUGGAGCCCUCUUGGGUCGAGGUUCUUCUUACGGGGAUAUGUGCAUGCUCAGGCUACAGGAGGCUCAGAGAGAGAACACCUUCCUGAGAGCGCAGUUUGCCGAGCGCACAGAUUGUGUUACCCUGGAGAAAGUGGAGGCGGAGCGCAGGCUGGGAGCCGUUGAAGCAGAAACGCGUCGUCUAACUGACAAUCUGAAGGAGACCUGUGAGAGACAUGCGGAGGAGAUGAAGAAACAGGAAGAGAGGAUCCGCAGUCGAGACAAACACAUCAACAACCUGAAGAAGAAAUGUCAGAAGGAAGCGGAGCUGAAGAGAGAGAACCAGCAGCGCAUUGAGACUCUAGAGCGUUAUCUGGCUGACUUGCCCACACUGGAGGACUACCAGAACCAGAACAAGCAGCUCCUGGAGACUGAGCAGCAGGCAGCCCAACUACAGGAGAAAGUAAAAGAGUUGGAGGUCUGUCUAGAGACAACAUACUCACAGUUAAAGGAAAAAGACACACAGUUGGAUGAACAGAAACGCAGGGAGAGGGACCUCCUGACCACCAUCACUGAUAUGCAGCAGCGGGUGCAGCAGGGCCUUGAGGAUGGAGCCAGGCUGCCGUCUCUGGAUAUUGAGAAACUCAGAGGAGAAAACAACACUUUGAGAGAGGAUCAGCAGAGACUCAAGAAGGUCAUUGAGAAACAACACCGAAUGAUGGAACAGCUUGGCUCCCAAAUCCAGGCUUUAGAGGAGCAGCUAUCUCAGGAAGAAAACAGCUCCCAGGCUCUCAGAGAAGAUGUGUUGGCCAAAGAGCAGAAUGUGUUGGAGCUCCACACAGCCAUGAAGGAGCUGUCGGCUCAUAACCAAGAACUGAUGGAGCAGAACCUGACCCUGCAGGAGCAGAUGAGCGAUCCAGAGCAGAGGAGCAGUAACCAGGCCUCCUCUGCUCUGCAGCCAGCCGGAGCUCGUCUCACACAGAGGCUUCAUUUAGAGAUCGCCUCCUGUCUCAGUGACCUGCGCUCCCUGUGCAGCAUCCUGACCCAGAGAGCUCGGGGACAAGACCCCAACCUCUCCCUGCUGCUCGGUCUCACAUCUCCACCACCAGUGGCGGCGGCAGACCAGGCAGAGGACUGGAUGAGUCCAGAGGUGCUGCAGAAGAAGCUUGUCGAGGCUCAACAGCUCCGCCGAGAUGUUGAGGGACUACGCAACGUGAUACUGGACCGCUACGCACAGGACAUGGGGGAAAACUGCAUCACUCAGUAACAUUGCGACCCCACCCAGAUUGAUGAUGGAAUCUAAAAUGAGACUCUGGCUUUCAUGCCUAGUUACUGAAUGUCAGAAAAAGGACUGGAUUUUUUUACUUUUUAAAAUGAGGACAGAGGAAAGCCCAAAUGGUUUAGCUCUUACUUCUCUCAAGAGAGAGAACGUGGAAUCUCGAGUCUGCCUGUAGCUCAGAACGCUCCCUUCCCCACAGUGACUAUAUCUAUUUCUGUCCAAGGGCUAACAGAAAAUAACUUACCUUUAAUACUUGAUCCUUUAAAAGCAUUGUGUGUGUGUGUGUGUUUUUUUAAUAAUGAUUGACAUGAUACGGUUACCAAACAGUCUUAUACCUUUUUUGUUUCACAUUAGUGGAUGACUAUUUAUGUAGAGGUCCCACGCGUGUAAUUUAUUUAAAAUCGUCAUUUCCCUGCAGAGGGGAAUUAUCUAAGACAUAGUUGACAAUCAACUGAACAUUUAUUAACCUGUGCUUUUAACUGUAUUCACAAGGAAAUGUUACUAACAUGCCAUUAUUUAAAAUGGUGGACACUGUAACAUUAGACUCAGCUGUGAGGCAGAAAAAAGACUUAACAACUGAACUGUUCAAAAACCAAUUUAGCUUCUUACACCAACAGGCCUAAAGCAGUUUUAUUACCAAAGAAAACUCUGGUGGAGGCAGUUGCGCGAGUCUGUGAAUGUGUGUGUGAAUCCUCCUCCGCUGCAGGUAUGGUUCUGAAUGACAAACCGACAUGUGCCUUUCUGUCACGACUGCAGCAAACUCUUCCAUUCUGACUUUUCUCUCUGUGUGUCAGCCAGUAGGAUAGUCGAUACAUUCCCUGACUCUGAAUGUAGCAGGUAACUGUGUGUGGCCGUGUCUCUGCGCGAGUGAAGGCCCCUACACUGUUUCUCUUUACUAAAUAGAUAAAAAAGAAGUUGAAUUUAAAAACUUGUGAGUCUGGGGUGAUCCCUGUAGAAUCUGCUCUGUGUAGAUGAAAUACUUUGCAGUAGACUGUACAUUUCAGGUGACAGUGGCUUUACAGUUUGUUGAUGUGUAUGACUGAGAAGAACCAGUAUUAAUCUUCAGUAUUAUUUAUUUUCUUUUGUUUGCAUUGACAACUCGGUGUGAAAGUUUUUUGGGUCUUCCUAAUGUGUUGCUAUAAUGUUGUGCUAAUGUUUGAGCAAACCUGGCAGUUUAAAGGUUCCAUGAAGUGGCUUUUUAGAUUGUGGUGUUUCAUAUGUGAUGGGCCACAGUUUGGCAGGCAACUGUCACUGAGGCCGAAUCGCUUUCUUCAGGUGAAAGGGAAACGUUUUUAAUCCCAUGUGCUUGUGGUGUCGAUCAGAGGAAGGAUCAGCCUCUAUAAAUCUCCGAUCACACUGUCCUUUUACAGCAUUUUAUAUUUGUCUCGCGUCCAAGUCAAAGCCAUUAAGAAAACUUGACACUUUACAGGAAAAUAAAGGGAGUGUAAUAUAUAUA